Molecule: messenger RNA, 1976 nt
Organism: Rhododendron vialii
Lineage: Eukaryota; Viridiplantae; Streptophyta; Magnoliopsida; Ericales; Ericaceae
Product: calcium-dependent protein kinase 17-like
Exons: 9
Coding region: 184-1788 (534 amino acids)
Biological process (GO): peptidyl-serine phosphorylation; intracellular signal transduction; protein autophosphorylation
Cellular component (GO): cytoplasm; nucleus
Molecular function (GO): calcium-dependent protein serine/threonine kinase activity; calmodulin binding; calcium ion binding
Source: RefSeq, a predicted model, not a curated record
CAACCCAAUUUCAAAUACUUCCUACAUUUUCUCUCUCUAACCCAUCUCCUCUGCAGCCCCUCUGCAACCCCCCGUUGCUACUUUUUCCAAUCCCCCUCGUCCAUCUCUCUCAUGGGUUUCUCUCUAUAACCAAUCUUUUCACCCCACCCUCUGUCUCUCUCUCUUUCUAGCUCUUUUCACCCAAUGGGCAACUUCUGCUCCCGCAGCAACGCGGACACGAACACGAGCACUGAUAAAAUUGGAUCAGAAUCCCAAGGCGCCCAAAACGAGGUCACGGAGGGUGGUCCGUCCACGACCCCGCCGAGAACUGCCACGCCGCCUUCCGCCUCCCCGAACCCUUCCUCCAAGAAGCCUACCAAGCAGGCCCCUAUCGGGCCGGUCUUGGGCCGGCCCAUGGAAGACGUCCGGUCGGUGUACACGAUAGGGAAGGAGCUGGGGAGGGGGCAGUUUGGGGUGACACAUUUGUGUACGGAUAAGGCCACGGGCGAGCAGUUUGCUUGCAAAACGAUUGCCAAGAGGAAGCUGGUGAAUAAGGAGGAUAUUGAGGAUGUGAGGAGGGAAGUCCAGAUUAUGCACCAUUUGACAGGGCAACCGAACAUUGUGGAGCUAAAGGGGGAGUACGAGGACAAGCAAUCUGUUCAUUUGGUGAUGGAGUUGUGUGCCGGAGGGGAGCUGUUUGAUCGGAUAAUAGCAAAGGGGCAUUACACGGAAAGGGCUGCCGCGUCUCUGCUGAGGACUAUUGUGCAGAUUGUGCACACUUGCCAUUCGAUGGGGGUCAUCCAUCGCGAUCUCAAGCCUGAGAACUUCCUUCUGUUGAACAAGCAGGAGGAUUCGCCACUCAAAGCUACGGAUUUCGGUCUUUCUGUCUUCUUCAAGGAAGGAGAGGUUUUCAAAGAUAUCGUGGGUAGUGCGUAUUAUAUUGCACCCGAAGUCUUGAAGAGAAAAUACGGACCAGAGGUCGAUAUAUGGAGCAUUGGGGUCAUGUUGUACAUUCUUCUAUGUGGAGUUCCUCCCUUCUGGGCAGAAUCGGAGCAAGGCAUUUUCAAUGCGAUAUUGCGCGCCAACGUCGAUUUUACAACUGAUCCUUGGCCUUCAAUUUCACCUGCGGCGAAGGAUUUAGUCAGGAAGAUGUUGAACUCAGACCCCAAGCAAAGGCUCACAGCAAAACAAGUUCUUUCUCACCCGUGGAUUAAGGAGGAUGGAGAAGCACCUGACACACCACUUGACAAUGCAGUUUUGGAGAGACUCAAACAAUUCAGAGCAAUGAAUAAGUUCAAGAAAGUUGCUCUUCGGGUUAUUGCUGGCUGCCUAUCAGAAGAAGAGAUCAUGGGAUUGAAAAAGAUGUUCAAAGGCAUUGAUACCGACAACAGUGGGACAAUAACACUAGAGGAGCUGAAGCAAGGACUUGCCAAGCAAGGCACGAAAUUGUCCGAAUAUGAAGUUAAACAGUUGAUGGAAGCCGCCGAUGCAGAUGGAAACGGGACGAUAGACUAUGAAGAGUUCAUCACAGCGACAAUGCACUUGAACAGAAUGGAUAAAGAAGAGCAUCUUUACACCGCGUUCCAAUACUUUGACAAGGACCAUAGCGGGUACAUCACCAUUGAAGAACUAGAGCAAGCUCUCCGUGAGUUUGGAAUGAACGACGGAAGGGACAUAAAGGAAAUCAUUUCUGAAGUUGACGCCGAUAACGAUGGUCGGAUAAACUACGACGAAUUCGUGGCCAUGAUGAGAAAAGGCAACCCAGAAGCAGCACAAAACCCCAAGAAACGACGCGAUGUAUUUCUUUGAUUCUGCGUUGCCGGGAGAGCCAAUGUGUAAAGAGUACUGUCUUGGUCACCUCAGUGUUAUUCAAUGGUUGAUGGAAUGUGAAUUGGUUGAGAGCAUAUAUAUUUUUAGAAGUUUUCAUGAGUUCAUGAACUUCUUGUGUACAUUACAUACUGCAAUGAAAGAUUGGCAGAGAGGAUAUGGCUUUACAA